Durusdinium trenchii is the source of this 3120-nucleotide messenger RNA. Lineage: Eukaryota; Dinophyceae; Suessiales; Symbiodiniaceae. The record is from the annotation of a GenBank genome assembly.
AUGUGGGCCCUUCGUCAGGGAUGGAGCAGUUCUUUCUUUAUUGGGAAGCUAGCGGCGAGUCGCGCUCCAGGCGCAAGGCAACUCCCACUGAUUCGAUCUUUUGCUAUGCGAAUACCGGCGCAUCGUUUUCAGCGUGAAAUUCCAGAGGACUUGGAGCCCAUUCCUAUUGCUAUCAUUGGGAGGCCCAACGUCGGGAAGUCCACACUCUUCAACCGCUUGCAGACCGGCACCCGCAAGCAGAAGAAGAAAAAUCCCGUCGACAACCGAGCUAUCAUUAGCGACCGGGCAGGAACCACACGCGACCGCAAAGAUGCGCUCGCAGUGUUUGGCGGGUUGUUGCUUCGGGUCAUUGAUACGGGGGGCUUGGAGACGCCCAAAGAGACGUCGAACAGCUCCUUGUUGCAGUCGAUGCAGGAACAUGUCUGGAAAGCUGUGGCGGAGGCGCAAGCCAUUCUCUUUGUGAUUGAUGCUCAGGAGGGCGUGACGCCCGCUGAUGAGCAUAUUGGGAAGAUGCUGCGGGAAGGUGCUGUGAAUGCAGACAAGUACCGCGACCUGUUCAAAACCAACACUCCCAGAGAAGUGCCGAUCAUCCUGAUUGCAAACAAAGCUGAGCAUGGGUUUAUCGGGCCAUACUUGAAUGAUUGCUACGAGCUGGGUGUGGGAGAUCCGGUCCUCAUGUCGGCUAAGCAGAACCAGGGCACAGAGGAUCUUUAUGAUCGGCUGGUUCUGGAAGUGGGUCACCUUCAGCAGCGAGAGGAAGAGAUCAAUCCAGGCACUGCUUUCCUUAACCACGACUACAUGGAGGAGGGGGAGGAAGAGGUCGAAAAUGACGAGGACAUUGAGGUCGACGUGGAUGAUGAAUCGCAGCCUGAAGUUCCUGAAGGCCCCACGCUUCCUUGGCUGUCACCAGAGAUGACCGAACACCAGCGGACCUCAUUGAGGUUCCUUGCUCACCAUCCGGCGGAUCCUUUGGGAGACCUGGACCCGGGCCUAAAGGCUGCAGUGCUACACAAAGAUCCGGGGAAGUAUUGGCUGCAGGCACCUCAAAGAGCUCUUCCAACCAAAGAGGCACGAGACUAUGUCUUGCAGCAUCGGCGUGCUGAAGAGAUGGACAAUGCCAUGAAGAUUGCACUAAUAGGAUCACCAAGUUCGGGUAAGUCAAGCAUCAUCAACGCCUUGCUCCAAGAGGAGCGAUGCAUCGUUGAUGAGAAUGACGGGACGACGAUGGACUCUAUAAUCACCAACUGGACUUUCAAAGAGCAACCGGUUAAGCUCAUCGACACGUGUGGUGUGGGCAGGAAGUUCACUUACCCUGGCUUCAAACCAGAGGAGUUUAUGGAGCCGGGCAUGGGCACUAAGAAAGCCAUCAACCGGGCACACGUGUGCGUUUUAUGUUUGGAUGCCUCACGCUUCCGGAAGCUGGCCGGGGCGGGCUUUCACUAUAUCCAGCAGGCAGUUCAAGCCCGCUGGCGGGUCCUGCAGCUCUUGGCGAGCGACAUCCUCGAGGAGGAACAGGCAAUGGAUAGAUUUGCCAAAGUUGCUGAAGGCUCUGGUGUGGUUGCUGCAGUCUUACUAGAUCCUGAUGGUGAUGCUGCCGGGCGCUUCGGCCACGCCGGUGCUUGCCGUGCCAUGGCCUCCAUGAUGGCCAGACAUGUGCGGCCACUGAAGCGAUCGCGCCGGCUGCUUGGUAGACAGAGGCGGCGAAGACCAGGCGCACGCGAAGGGUGGACGCCGCAGAAGGAAUCACCUUCCAGACCGUCAGAUGAAGAGUUGGAAAGGCCAUCAGCAUCGCCUGUCGACAUGGGAGUUACGAGCCUUUGUGGCGUGGACUUCUUUGGCCGCAGCAAGGAAAAGCUGGACAUGUCGAGUUGGAUGGCUCCCUUGCCAGAGCAGCUGCCGAUCUCCCAGGUCUCCAUCCCUGGCACGCAUGACUCUGCCACAUUUCAGAUGUGGCCAUUGCCCGUGAGCUGGGAAUACAUGUGGGCCUUUGGGCAGACGCAGGAUUGGGAUUUGCCCACACAACUGGCAGCAGGUGUGCGCUUUUUCGACCUGCGGGUGAAGGCUGACGGGUGGUUGUAUCAUGGCCCAAUGGCCUGCUCAUUGACUUUGGAGGCUGCACUACAGACUUGUGCGGCCUUUCUUGAAGAGCACCCCAGCGAGUUCCUUCUCCUGCGAAUAAAAGAUGAAGAGCGAAGCCGCACGUCUGCUGAGAAAGUACCAGACCUUGUGAAGAAGCUCGCUAAGUACUUGCCUCUUCACUUCAGCCGUGAUCUGCAAUUGGUGGGUGACAUGCGCGGACGAAUGUUGGUCCUACAAGACUGGCACGGCAGUGAGUGGUCCCUGCGGUGGGCUGGGCCCGCCAUGAAGGUGCAAGACUUUUGGAGUCCAGGCUCGCCCAAAGAGAAGUGGGUUGCCAUUCGGAAGCACCUGCGAGGAGCACCAAGACGGCAAGGUGACAGGCUUUGCGCCAACUUUGUCAGCGCACAGUCUUUCCCUCGGCGGACGCCUCGGUACUUCGCGGGGAUUUUGAACCCCAGGUUGUGCGCAACAAUCUCCAGAAGUCGACAUCAGGCCUUGGGGGUUGUGGUAAUGGACUUUCCCAGCCGCGAACUAUGCAGAGAGAUUGUCCGAAAGAAUUUCUUGCGGAGCCAGGUCGCUUCCAGCCGUGUGAUGCAUGCAUUGGAUGGCUGGGGUGAGGAAUACACCACAGUGCUUAGAGAAAUUGAUGCAGCAGCUGUCGCACCGCGAGAUGAAGUUGAUGAGGACUACGUGCAGAAACUUUCCACUAUCUACUCCCGGCUAUUGGUUCAAAGAAGCCAAUUUGUGAUAGUCUCGGACGACAUCAGAAAAGAGUGCAAGGCUCAGAGACAAGUGCCCAGCGAAUUGCACCUGACAGCCUCUCAAAUCUCGCGGGUUUGGGAGAAGCAGAUGCAGCGCACCAAGCGGAAGGUGAGGGAGGUUGCCAAAAAACACCCAGUCCUGCCCGAAUCGGAUGCUUCGGACGAGCGCAGACCUCGGAGCUCAAGGAGCAGAAGCCAAAGAAGUCGGAGCACCGUGCAGCUUUUCCGUGGAGAUCAAGCAAGCCCAAUCCCACAUGAGAAGAUCAACGGCUUUCUCUGA